UGGUCCGUGCCCGGGAGUUCCGCGACCUUCGACAUCGCUCCCGAGGAGGAAACCGCCGAGCUCCUCGCGCGGAUUGAUCGCACCCGGCUGCCGCUUCAUGUGGCGGCCAUCAUGGACGGCAACGGGCGCUGGGCUGCCGCCCGGGGACUCCAGCGAGUGGAGGGACACGCGGCCGGGGUGGAGUCGGUCCGGGACACCGUGGAAGGUGCCGCCGGUCUCGGACUCGGGGCCCUCACCAUGUUCGCCUUUUCCAUCGAGAACUGGAGCCGGCCGCCCGAGGAGGUCGAGGUGCUCAUGGAGCUGGUCAAGCGGUACCUCCGACUCGAAACCGAGCAUCUGAUCGCCAACGACAUCCGGUUCCGGCCGAUCGGCCGAUUGAGUGAGUUGCCUGCCGAUGUCCAGAUCUUGCUGCAGGAGACCUCCGAGGCCACCGCGAACUGCCAGGGGCUCAGCCUCAACAUCGCCCUGAACUACGGGGGCCGGGCGGAGAUCGUGGAUGCGGCCCGGCGGAUCGCGGAACGGGCGGCGCGCGAGGGCAGAGUGCCCGAUUUCGACGAGCAAACCUUCGGCGAAUAUCUCUACACCCGGGGCCUUCCCGAUCCGGACCUCCUGAUCCGCACCAGCGGCGAGGUGCGGGUCUCCAAUUUCCUCCUCUUCCAGAGCGCCUACACGGAGUUUUGGACGACGCCCACUCUCUGGCCGGAUUUCCGGCGGCGGCACCUCUUCGAGGCCAUCCUCGCCUACCAGCGCCGCAGCCGGAGAUACGGCGGUAUCUGA
Geodia barretti is the source of this 777-nucleotide messenger RNA. The record is from the annotation of a GenBank genome assembly. Lineage: Eukaryota; Metazoa; Porifera; Demospongiae; Tetractinellida; Geodiidae.